Messenger RNA from Erpetoichthys calabaricus (reedfish), 2186 nucleotides. RefSeq names its product zinc finger, B-box domain containing (gene zbbx). Gene Ontology annotation, cellular component: motile cilium. The coding region runs from base 226 to 1761 and encodes 511 amino acids. The record is from RefSeq and is a predicted model, not a curated record. Gene Ontology annotation, biological process: cilium movement. Lineage: Eukaryota; Metazoa; Chordata; Cladistia; Polypteriformes; Polypteridae. The transcript is spliced from 12 exons.
AAAGUUUGUUGUUAAAUGGUAAAUUUGAUGAAGAUGCGUCUGCCAAGUCUUUUCAGGAAGUUCUCAUGGAGUGGAGAAAUGGAAAAGAAACAAAUGAGCCUGAAUCUGAAUGGAAGCCCCAUGAAGCUCUUCCAGUCUCUACAGGUGUUUUUAGUGCCCAGGCUGACCUUCUAAGCUCAAAAAAAACCUAUUCAGAUCAUUUUCAGUGAAAAUAGCUUAAGCUACAUGGAGAAACUUUUACUGAAAAAGCACAGAAGGACUCCAGUGGAGCAAAUUGGGCCAGCAUCUCUUGUCACUUCACCUCAGCUCUCAUUAAUAGAUUCAAGCAACUUGAUGGAUGAAGAAGAGUUAUGUCUGACAGCUGAUGAAGUGGAAGAACAUGAAUACUGCAGUUCUCUCUUUGAUGAUGAACAGCCACAUGCACAGCUUCAUUACAAUGAAACAGUCCUGAGCAUUUCAGAAAUUGAUGAUGAUAUUAAGCAACAGAUUGAGGAGACUGACUGCUAUGAAGUGGAGGAGGCAACCGAAAUAGUAAAAGAUGAAACAUCAGCAUACGUGAAUUCCACCUGUUCCAGCAGCCCAUCUGUUGAGAUAUCAACGAGUCUGACAGAAGGAAGCCCAGAAGUGUCUUAUGUUAUACCAGAAUUACAUUAUACAGAAGGAGUUCCAUCACACAGUUUAACAACAACCAAUGUCAAGAAUUCUGAGGAAACACUUUCAGUUCUAGGUGGAAAAACAUCAGGUACAAAUGCUGACCUAUCUUCAUCUCAGAAUGGUUCUACUAAAACAGAAAGAAGAACUCGAAUAAGUCCUCGAGGUCCAAAACAAAGGAAUAAGACUGAAAGGAAAUGCAGUGCAAAAUCUGAGAAUACCCGUAGUGCACUUGAUAAUAUAUCAUUAUUGAUAAGUGGUGUAAAUAAUUUGCCAGAAGACAAAUCUUUAUCUUCAGAAGAUGGUGUGGAAAACAAUCAUCCAAUUAGCACAGGCAACAAUAACAACUGCAUGGACAUUGGUUUUACUACAAAGCCAUCUAUGGCAUUACAGGAGAUUGCUCACAUGAAAAACCCAGAUGUAAAACACUAUUGUGGACUUGAUGGAUUUUUUACAAUGGGACUCGAUCCAGCACAGUUGGACCCAGACACCUUCACACCAUGUACAACUUACAGAGCCAAGGACACAACACUGAAUUAUUCAACAGGAAGUGCAGACUGGAGACCUGGUAGCAGUUUAAGUGAAUAUGCUGACAAAUUAUUGGUUAGUAAUGUCAUUACCAGUUCUCAGCGUAGACCAUCAAGUAGUCUUUCACACAAAAUCAUCCCUAAAAGGUUAACAUCACCUAGAUAUUAUCAAACUUCUGCUGGUAAUACACCUGUGUCUCCCAGACCAGUCUCAGCAUCCAGGUUAACUCAGUCAGCAUUGGCUCCAAAACCAAACUAUACUGAAGCAAGACCAAUGUCAAGAGCCGCUCUGGAAAUUUCUGAAAUUCAAUCUAUCGAUUGCACUGGUAAAGAGGAUCCGGACCUGGAAAAUCAGGCAGAUCUGAGUGCAUUGAAAUGUCUGGAGGAUGAGUUUAAAAUGCUGAGAAAUAAUAAAGAUGAAGAAAUGUAUGCCCUGAAGAUCAAAGAAUAUGCAUUCAAAAAAGAAGAUGGUUUAGAACUGAGGAAAACAGCUAUUCCUUCCAGAAGCUGGGAUGCUGAAGGUCACACAGAUGAAGAAGAAGAGAUACUAAGAGACAAACAGAAUGUAAUGUCACUGCCCUGACAAGAGGAAGAUCUGUUUUAAUGUUGCAGAAUCCUUUUAUGAGUUUGUCUUUAGGCAUGAUUUAGAUAAGUCCUUAAUUUAUUGAUUUUUUUAUGCAAAUACCAUAUUAAUCCUUUAAGCUGGUACAGUUCAUCAUAGGCACAAUUAGGUAUUUUAAUCAUUUGCAAUGAUAGUUUCCAAGAAUGUAACAUGAGUAUGUUUAGAUGAUAUUGCUCUAUUUAUUUUUAUUAUUUGCAGAUUAAAUUUGUUUUCAAUCUUAAAUGUAUUCCAAUUUUCUCAUUGCUGUGCCAUUUGUUAAAGAAUUCAGGAACGUUCAUCUCUUUUAUAAAUAAUAACUACAAAAACAUCCUGAACAACGGCAUCCUUUACUGAUUUGGUUAUUGUUUAUUGAAAGAAUAAAUAAAGAAAACACAUGAAAUGCUAAA